UCCUCAAAUCGUUACAUGGGCGUUUAAACCACGAGUUAAGAAGAUAUUUUCGGCAUCCCCGUCAAAAAAGCGAAACCAUUCCCGGAAAAUCAAUUUCUUUCUCAAAACGCUCCCUCUUUCCCCUUACAUCCAUAUAUUUCCCCUCCCUUUUUUUUCUUCAAUCAAACGUUUUCGAUGCAGAUUCAUUCAUUCCUCCUCUUUUUUAAUUGAGAUCGAUCUCCUUUCAUACGGCGAUGGAAGCAAAAUCGGCGGAUGGAUCUGCCACCCAUCAAUGCUACUACUCUCUCCUCGGCAUCCGCCGUAGCGCUUCACUCGCCGAGAUCCGUGGCGCUUACAAAAAACUCGCCCUGAAAUGGCAUCCUGAUCGAUGGGGUAAGGAGUCAGAGUCAGCGGCGGGGGAGGCUAAGUGCAGGUUCCAGGGGAUCCAAGAAGCUUAUUCCGUUCUAGCGGAUAGCGGUAAGCGUGCGAUGUAUGACGCUGGGCUCUUUGAUCCCUUUGAUGAUGACGAUCAGGAUUUCACCGAUUUCAUGGAGGAGAUGCUCUCGAUGAUGGACUCUCGGAAGCCCGAGAAGCCGGACACGCUGGAAGACCUUCAGAAGAUUUUUAUGGAGAUGGUCAACGGGAUGGAGAUGGGACGAGGGCCGUCUGAUGGACGGAAAAGGGCACAUGUUGAAUCUCCCCGAAGCGGUGCGCCAUAUUCUCUCCAUGAUCUGUGAAAUCGUAUUAAAGGUGAAUGUGUAGAACUUGAUUGGCUAUUUGGUUCGGUUUAAUUUAAAAUCAUAUGUAAAGUUCUAUUUGUUUUCUAUUGGUAUUUCUCUCGGCAUAAAUUGUACUGGUUGCCACUAAUUUUUAUAUUAUGGUCUUUAGAUAUCAACCAUUUUAACAUCUUAUCAUC
Molecule: messenger RNA, 895 nt
Organism: Phalaenopsis equestris
Lineage: Eukaryota; Viridiplantae; Streptophyta; Magnoliopsida; Asparagales; Orchidaceae
Product: chaperone protein DnaJ-like
Exons: 4
Coding region: 234-716 (160 amino acids)
Source: RefSeq, a predicted model, not a curated record